Megalopta genalis is the source of this 1212-nucleotide messenger RNA. The record is from RefSeq and is a predicted model, not a curated record. NCBI's taxonomy places the organism in Eukaryota, Metazoa, Arthropoda, Insecta, Hymenoptera, Halictidae.
GUGUUUAUAACUUUCAAGUGUCAUUAUCUUCGGAAUGAGUCAAGCGUGCGCCACAUAUCUGAUAUCGUUGUUAUGUAAUGCGGUAAAUUUCACGCAUAUAUAGGUACCUAACUGUUACGAGAGGUUUUGUAAUGUGCAAAAGAGCCGCGAUGAAACCACAUGUACUGGUGACAAGUAACACUGUGCCAUCAGAAGGCAUUGACUUGCUUCGCACAAAAUGCGACGUUACGAUAAUCCAAUCUGCGAAUACCACGCGCGAAGAUGUGCUACAAGCACUUCCAGGCCACGAUGCGGUUCUGAUCGCUGAGCACUUUAACGUGAACAGUGAAUUUCUUAAUAUUGCAGGGUCCGCGUUGAAAGUCGUUUCUACAAUCUCUGCUGGUUACGAUCAUUUGGACGUUCCUGAAAUUAAGCGAAGAGGGAUCAAAGUAGGAAACACGCCUGAGGUUUUGUCUGCCGCGGUCGCCGAAAUUGCAGUAUUGUUACUUUUGAACGCGGCGAGGCGUACCCACGAGGGCCGCCUAAAGCUCGAACGGGGAGAGGCAGGGAAAUCUAAUCUUCAAUGGUUGCUUGGCCAAGAUUUACAAGGAUCAACGGUUGGUAUUGUUGGAUUGGGUAAUAUCGGACAAGCUAUUGUUAAAAGACUGAAAGGAUUUGAUGUGGGCCGUUUCAUUUAUACGGGUCAUUCCCGUAAGAAAGCAGGUGACGAGCUAGGGGCUCAUUUUGUGUCGCUCGAUGAACUGCUCGAGCAAAGUGACUUCGUUGUCGUCGCCGUGCCAUUGACUAACGAAACGUUAGGAUUAUUUAAUGCCAAUACUUUCGGCAAAAUGAAGAAGACCGCCGUAUUCGUGAACGUUGGACGUGGCAAAGUCGUAAAUACUGAUGCAUUAGUGGCGGCGCUUCGCAAUCAAACGAUCUUCGCGGCUGGUCUUGACGUUACAGAUCCUGAACCACUGCCUCCUGAUCAUGAACUUCUUAAACUACCAAAUGCUGUGAUCAUACCUCAUUUGGGCAGUGCUACUAAGAAGACUCGACGUGAUAUGUCAAUUACUGCGGCACAAAAUAUUCUCAAUGGAUUAGAGGGUAAGCCAUUGGUGUACGAAUUGUAACUUGCAUUCUUUUUCACGUCUGGAGAACAAAAAUGUAUUGCGCAAUUUAAUAUUAUUGUUCAAUUUUCAAUAAUAUAAUGACAAUGAUGUAUUUUAAUAUUAA